AUCCUCACUGACUUCUGAAUCUUCUGCUCAUACCUCCUUAAGCAGGUUCCUUCAUCUUUGCUAAAAUGGCUCAACUCCUGAACAGCAUACUCACUGUGAUCGAGGUGUUCCAGAAAUAUGCCAAAGGGAAAGGGGACUGUACCUCACUGUGCAAGAAGGAGUUGAAGCAAUUGCUCUUGGCUGAGUUUGGAGACAUCCUCCGGAGACCAAAUGACCCAGAGACUGUGGAAACCAUCCUGAGCCUCUUGGAUAAAGACAGAAAUGGACAUGUGGAUUUUCAUGAAUAUCUCCUAUUGGUGUUCCAACUGGCCCAAGCCUGCUAUCACAAGCUGGAUAAAGAGUUAUGCAGAGAUAGAACCUCCCAGCAAGAAGGGGAGCAUGAGGGAAAACAAGACCAUAAGUUUCCAGGAAAUACUGAGAGACAACACAGGCAGAGUCAGGAGGGAGAAAGGCAGGAUUACCACUGUAAUCAAUCUGAGAGACAAAACCAGGACAACUACCAGGAUCAGUCUGGGAGGCAAGAUAGGGGCUCCAGCUCUGGUCAGUCUGAGAGGCAAGACAGGGACUCCCACUGUGGUCAGUCUGGGAGACAAGACAGGGACUCCCACUAUGGUCAGUCUGGGAGACAAGACAGGGACUCCCACUACGGUCAGUCUGAGAGACAAGACAGGGACUCCCACUACGGUCAGUCUGGGAGACAAGACAGGGACUCCCACUAUGGUCAGUCUGGGAGACAAGAUAGGGACUCUUGCUAUGGUCAGUCUCAGACACAAGGUCAGGACUCCAGCUCUGAUAAAAAACUGAGCCAUACAUUUGGCAGUGGCAAGCCUAAAGGACAAGGAUAUGUCUUUGCCUUAAAUCAGUGUGAGAAACAACUUCAGGAUUCUCAUUAUGGCCAAUCUGAUAAGCUUGGGCAACAGUCAAGCUGUGGCCAGUCUGGAAGACUGGGAGAGGACUCCUCCAGCCACACAAACCAACAGGAAUCAGGCUCUUAUUAUGAGCAAUCUGAGAGGCUGGGUCAGGAAUCAGGCCAUGGUAGGAGAAAUAGGCAAGAACUGGGUUCUCAUUAUGGCCAGACAGACAGACAAGGCCAGAGUUCUCACUAUGGUCAGUCAGACAGAGAAAGCCAGAGCUCUCACUUUGGCCAGACAGAGAGACAAGGCCAGAGCUCCUGCCAUGGCCAGAUAGAUAGACAAGGCCAGAGUUCCCACUAUGGCCAGACGGACAGACAAAGCCAGGGUUCCCACUAUGGCCAGACAGAUAGACAAGGCCAGAGUUCUCACUAUGGUCAGACAGAUAGACAAGGCCUGAGCUCUCAAUAUGGCCAGACAGAGAGACAAGGCCAGGGUUCCCACUAUGGCCAGAUAGACAGACAAAGUCAAGGUUCCCACUAUGGCCAGACAGAUAGACAAGGUCAGAGUUCUCACUAUGGUCAUACAGACACACAAGGCCAGGGUUCCCACUAUGGCCAGAUAGACAGACAGAGCCAGAGCUCUCAUUAUGGCCAGACAGAUAGACAAGGUCAGAGUUCUCACUAUGGUCAGACAGACAGACAAGGCCAGGGUUCCCAUUAUGGCCAGACAGAUAGACAAGGUCAGAGUUCUCACUAUGGUCAGACAGACAGACAAGGCCAGGGUUCCCACUAUGGCCAGACAGAGAGACAAGAGCAGACCCGUCAUAGACGAGACAAGCAAACCCAUGAAGAUGAGCAGACCCGUCAGAGACGAGACAAGCAAACCCAUGAAGAGGAUCAAAACUGUCAGCAACGACAGGAUAGGCAAACCCAUGAGGAUAAAGAGAGGUAUCAAGGGUCCCAGGAUCAACAGUCCCAUAGGACCCAGCAAGGCCGUGCUAACAGAGAAAAAUUCCACAUGAAUGAGGAAGGCCAGAGUCGAGGUUCCCAGGGAAGACACAGUGACCUGGCCUUCCAUCCAACCCAGAGCACUGAGAGACCCCAAAGAAGAGAACAAGGUAUAAGCCACCCUACCAAGGCAACUCUUUCUCCCAACCCCUUCUACGAAUAUGUACUAGAGCAGAGACAGGGUCAGCACUAGGCUGCGCGUGCACCAGAGUCAGAGCAACAAGAAGCCAAGGAAGAAAUCUACGUGUCAAGUUCAUCCUUACUUCUGUUUAAGAGAUUGAAAAUGUAUGUUUUAAAUCUCUCUUCUACUCUAUCUAUCUGCAAAAAUGUUUGGGGGACUAAUAUACACUUUCAGGGCAUUUCAGCUCUCUGAGCAGCAUUUCCAGGGUGUUUGGGUUGGGUGAAAUCUGAGGGGUAAAUUGGGUAAAAUAAUCAGAUCCCAAUUUUGAUUAAUUUGGGGAUUUAAAUCAUUUCCUGGUUUUCCCUCCUGUAGGGGGACAUGAUUGUAUCACUGAAAGGUAGAAAUUUCUCCCGAAAGUUCAGAAAUAGGAAAGGUAUUCUGAAGCUAUACAUUGCAGCCUGAGGAAGGGACACAUGGAUUUUACUAAGCUCCUGUGGAUGAACCAUUAGAAACUGCAAACCUCGUAGUCUACACUAAAAUGAAACACAAUGAGAAGCUGCUAGGAGAUGUCCACGACACCCAGCACACCCACAUUUCUACCCCUACCAGAAGGACUGGUCACUGAGCUUUUAUCAGCAGAGCUGAAUGGACUGAUUCCAGCUUGAUGCCUUCCUAGUUUCUGAUCACGCAAAUCAGAGAGACAGCAUAUGUCAUCUGUUUGCAGAUUCCAAUGAGCCAACACUGUCAAUCUAUAGCUCCUGGAGCCUGAAAACCUUUCACAAGAAAAUCUAUGGAACUGUACUAAAAUACCCAAUAAAUGAUUGGUGAG
Sus scrofa (pig) is the source of this 2811-nucleotide messenger RNA. The record is from RefSeq and is a predicted model, not a curated record. NCBI's taxonomy places the organism in Eukaryota, Metazoa, Chordata, Mammalia, Artiodactyla, Suidae.